UCUACUGCAAAACAGCUGUUCAUCAGUGUUGUAAAAUACCCGAAUCAGUGUGGCGUGCUGUUUAAGAUCAGGGCGGCAUAAAAAAGUACUUUCUCGUAAUCCUUGCGGCUCCGUUCGAAAUGCCGCACAAGCGUAAAACCCGACUCCAUGUGAACCAGAGGAACUGCACCGCUCGACGUGUCCAAUUGGCACCCUCAGCACCGCCAACUGUCCACGUCGAAUCCUGCAACGGCCCUGGGGCGGAGAUCCCCGCGCCGGCCUGCCCAAAGGCCAAGGUGUGCGAUCUGAAGACAUCCCGCAAACCCUUUGCGGCGGACAAGUUGGCCGUGCCCCAGUACAACACCACCGUGCGCAAGCAGAACGAGGUUCGAAUCAUCUCCAGCGUCAUGCUGGACAAGAAAUUCAGUCCGGAGGGCGUAGCUUCAAUAGCUCCCAAGGUAACCCAGAAGAUGAAUUUCCCGCUGGAUCAGGCGGUCUUUCAGGAUCUGGUGAACCUGAACGUCAACGAUUCCAUUCUGGUGCCGAAAAAGACCAGGAGCACUGCCUCCAAGAACAAGACGUCCAAGGACACCGAACCGAACAAGGUCAAAAGCGAGCCCCAACUGGCCGACUAUGCGGAGAAGGUGGAACCCCUUGAGAUGGCCAUUCCGGAGCCAGAGCUCCACUUGGAUUUCACACAGGAACCCUUCGAUUUUCUCGGCGCUUACAAGAAGAUCUACCAUUAGAGUUACAUUUUAUUUAUAAAUAUAUCCGAGCCACAUGCCAGAUGGUGCGUUCUUAA
Messenger RNA from Drosophila biarmipes, 781 nucleotides. RefSeq names its product protein PPP1R35 homolog (gene Rcd4). NCBI's taxonomy places the organism in Eukaryota, Metazoa, Arthropoda, Insecta, Diptera, Drosophilidae. The coding region runs from base 120 to 725 and encodes 201 amino acids. The transcript is spliced from 2 exons. The record is from RefSeq and is a predicted model, not a curated record.